This is a messenger RNA of Neocloeon triangulifer, 1106 nucleotides long. Its product is annotated as short stature homeobox protein 2-like. Lineage: Eukaryota; Metazoa; Arthropoda; Insecta; Ephemeroptera; Baetidae. Gene Ontology annotation, biological process: regulation of transcription by RNA polymerase II. The transcript is spliced from 5 exons. Gene Ontology annotation, cellular component: nucleus. The record is from RefSeq and is a predicted model, not a curated record. The coding region runs from base 1 to 1071 and encodes 356 amino acids. Gene Ontology annotation, molecular function: DNA-binding transcription factor activity, RNA polymerase II-specific; sequence-specific double-stranded DNA binding.
AUGGAGCAGCUCACGCAGUUCGUGUCUCAAUCGUUCCAAGGGUCCGAGACCAAGGUGGAGGCGGCCCGCACACCGCCCAGCAGCCCCCGCAGCCUCCGCAGCAGCCCUGCCAGCAGCAAUGUCAGCGACGGGGCGCCGUGGCCCCUCAAGCCGAACGGUGCGGCCCCAGCCUCCCCGCAGCAGACCCUGACCGUCGCCGAAACCGCUGCGGCGCCGUCGGCCGAACCGCAAAAGCAAAGGGAACGGCGUCCAUCAGGUUUGAAUUCGCCACAGGGUGACACGGCAUCCUCAGGAUUGUGUCCAUCAAGUAAAAGCAAACAGAGACGCAGCAGAACCAACUUCACUCUGGAACAGUUGAACGAGCUGGAACGACUUUUUGACGAGACGCAUUAUCCAGAUGCGUUCAUGCGAGAAGAGCUGAGCCAACGACUCGGCUUGAGUGAGGCGAGAGUGCAGGUUUGGUUCCAAAACAGAAGAGCAAAAUGCAGAAAACAUGAAAGUCAAAUGCAAAAAGAGACACGUUUCUCUGGUCUUGUUGCAGCCGGAAUCAUGUUGAGCCAGAGUCCGCCCGUCUCAACACCAAUCGAACCCUGCAGGGUGGCCCCCUACGUCAGCGUCCCCUCGCUCAGGCUCAGUCCUGCCGGCUACGAUCGCCUGCCCUUCGCGGCCGUGGCCGCCGCGGCCGCCGCCGCGUUUCCUGCCUUCGACCCUGCGAUUCUCAGUGCAGCUCAUCAGUAUGCAGCAGCUGCAGCGGCCCUGCAUCAUCAGAAUGCGUCAGGGUCGAUUCCAACCUCAGCAGCUUCAACGACACUCAUCAAAACUGGCAGCAGUUCGCCCUCGAGAAGUUCUUCUUCGCCGGCUUCUGCGGCGCAAAGUGCCACCUCCGCGCCGCCUCCACCCCUGCUUUUCUGUCCGCCGCAAUACCCGCUCGGCUUGCAGGCGGCCCUGGCCGCCGCGGCCGCUCAACACGAGCGGUUGCUGUUGUGCAAGAACUCGAGUAUCGCCGAUUUGCGGUUGAAGGCCAAGAAGCACGCCGAGGCCCUUGGCUUGCCCCAGGAAAGGGCAGCGUGAAUGAGCCCCUUUUUCACCCUGAAUGUGAUCUUAAA